This is a messenger RNA of Tinamus guttatus (white-throated tinamou), 2195 nucleotides long. It is a transcript of the gene ING3, whose product is annotated as inhibitor of growth family member 3. Gene Ontology annotation, cellular component: NuA4 histone acetyltransferase complex. The record is from RefSeq and is a predicted model, not a curated record. Lineage: Eukaryota; Metazoa; Chordata; Aves; Tinamiformes; Tinamidae.
UAUUUGGUUUUUUAUUUGACUGUUUCUCUUAGGAGAACAUUUUGUUUCCUGCUGGGUUUUUAACUGGCUAGAAAGUUCCAAGGUCAGCAGUCUAGAGCCCCGGGUGAGGAGUUUGGGUCAUGCUUUAAGUCACGCCACUGCUCUCAGGGACAAAAAAAACCUUUAGAACUUGGAGUCCUGCCUAUCCCUUGCUGGAGAGCACAAGAACACUGAUGAGAAUCCUACCAGAACGUAGUUCUGCUUCUUGGAAGUUAAGAUGCAAUGGAUCAACUUGAGCAGCGGGUAAAUGAAUUUUUUAUGAACGCAAAGAAAAACAAACCUGAAUGGAGAGAAGAACAAAUGACGUCUAUCAAAAAAGAUUAUUAUAAGGCUUUGGAAGAUGCAGAUGAAAAAGUACAACUGGCUAACCAAAUAUAUGACUUGGUAGACCGUCAUUUAAGAAAACUGGACCAGGAACUUGCCAAAUUUAAAAUGGAACUUGAAGCAGAUAAUGCUGGAAUAACGGAAAUAUUAGAGAGACGGUCUCUGGAGCUGGAUACACCAUCACAGCCUGUGAAUAACCAUCAUGCCCAUUCACACACUCCAGUAGAGAAAAGGAAACACAAUCCAUCUUCUCACCAUAGUACAACAGAUCAUGUUCCUGAGAAGAAGUUUAAAUCUGAAGCUCUUCUAUCUACUCUCACUUCAGAUGCUUCUAAAGAGAAUACACCAGGGUGUCGAAACAGUAAUUCAUCAUCCUCUUCAAACAAUGCAUACAAUACAAACUCUUCUCAACCAUUGGCAUCAUAUAACCUGGGCUCAUUAUCUUCAGGAUCUGGGGCCGGUGCUAUUACCAUGGCAGCAGCUCAAGCAGUGCAAGCCACAGCACAGAUGAAGGAAGGAAGAAGGACAUCCAGUCUAAAAGCUAGCUAUGAAGCAUUUAAGAACAAUGAUUUUCAGAUUGGAAGAGAAUUUUCACUAUCCAGAGAUUCAACUGGGUAUUCAUCAUCAGCUCUGGCAUCUACGUUGACACAGACAUUAAGUUCAUCAACAACAGAUUCACGAAGUGGCAGAAAAAGCAAAAACAACAACAAAUCCUCAAGUCAGCAGUCCUCGUCGUCUUCCUCCUCUUCCUCUCUAUCAUCAUGUUCUUCUUCAUCUGCGUUAGCGCAGGAACUGUCUCAGCAAACAGCAGUAAUACCAGAGUCUGAUUCUAAUAGCCAGGUUGACUGGACCUAUGAUCCAAAUGAGCCACGUUACUGCAUUUGUAAUCAGGUGUCGUAUGGUGAAAUGGUAGGCUGUGAUAAUCAAGAUUGCCCUAUUGAGUGGUUCCAUUACGGCUGUGUUGGACUGACAGAAGCACCGAAAGGGAAAUGGUACUGUCCACAGUGUACGGCUGCAAUGAAGAGAAGAGGCAGUAGACAUAAAUAGGCUGCCUCAUUUGGAAAACAGAUUACAUGCUAAAGAUUUUAUAGAGGACUUGGCGGGGAUGGGGAGGCAAGCCACCACACUUCUUGCAACCAGUUAAAGAAGGGUUAACAUAGCAGUUGUAAGAUCUUGGAGCUGUUGAUUUUGCUAGUUGUGUUUUAAUAUUGUAAGCAAAGUAUUCAUGCACAUUGGCGUGCUGCAGAUAUUAUUCCAGUGAGCCUUGGAUUGUUCCAGCGGCCAAUAUAUGCAGACAUUUGUACUGAAACCAUUUUCUCUAAGCAGUGGGCAUUCUCCAGUAAUUCACUCUUCAAAGAAUUCUGAUAAGUGAAGAUUUUAAAUGUAUGUUUUAUAUUCAACAGAUAUAUUCUGCUGCAUGUACUGUACUCAAGAGCUGUUAUGUAACAUUAUGUAUAUAAAUGGUGCAAAAAGUCAGUGCUUCUGGAAAAAAUAUAAGACAGUGGUUUUUAAAAUGCCUUUAUAGCUUUGGUUCUUUAUGAAACUUAAUUCAGCAGGCUGAAGAAAAUGGUUCUUGUAUACAGCGGGCUGUUGUCCUCUAGGGUACUUGAGUAUGUAAAAAGAAAACAAAAAUGCUGUAGAAUAAAACUUGUGCCAUUAGUCUUUAUAUGUUUCUGCCCCAGAGAAGGGGCAGGUCAUAAGAGCAAGAAAAAACAAGGUGUUAAAGUGAUGAUAAAUUUUUAUACCAAAUGUGUUUAUUUUUUUGUGCAAGUAAUCCUUUAAAUUUGAAUUGUAUUAGGUGUUAAAAUAAAACAAAACAAACCUCAACUCCU